Molecule: messenger RNA, 454 nt
Organism: Entrophospora candida
Lineage: Eukaryota; Fungi; Glomeromycota; Glomeromycetes; Entrophosporales; Entrophosporaceae
Source: the annotation of a GenBank genome assembly
UAACGAUAUCAACAAUAAUAACAGUAUUGAUUCUAAUGAUCAACACCUUAGGCUUGUUCCUCGUUCAAGUGGACAAACAAAUAUCACUAAUCAAUUCUUGGCUUCUACUCAAAACCACAAUAAUAAUCUCCAUCAAAACGUUGAUUCAAUUAAUUCCACCCAUGAAAAUUCAGCAGAUAAUAAUUUCAUUCAACAAAGCUCCUUUAACAGUAAUUCUGUCAGUCUAAACAAUAUAAUUCCAACGGGUGUCAGUAAUAAUAAUAUCAUUGAGCAAAACAUAUUUGCCGGUCCAAUAAGCAACAAUAACAACAUUAUGAACGUUACCCAUCAAAGCUCUCAAAAUUCUAAUAAUUGUCAAAAUGAUCAAAUAUUAAUUAGUCGCCAGCAACUUCAAGAUAUAUUUAAUCGACAGUUCGAACUGACAGCAAUGAUUAAUAACAUCAUUAAUAAAUAA